Gymnogyps californianus (California condor) is the source of this 2799-nucleotide messenger RNA. It is a transcript of the gene XYLT1, whose product is annotated as xylosyltransferase 1. Gene Ontology annotation, molecular function: protein xylosyltransferase activity. Lineage: Eukaryota; Metazoa; Chordata; Aves; Accipitriformes; Cathartidae. The record is from RefSeq and is a predicted model, not a curated record. Gene Ontology annotation, cellular component: membrane. The transcript is spliced from 11 exons. Bases 1 to 2733 code for a protein of 910 amino acids. Gene Ontology annotation, biological process: chondroitin sulfate proteoglycan biosynthetic process; heparan sulfate proteoglycan biosynthetic process.
AUGGUGGCCGCUCCGUGCGCCCGGCGGCUGGCGCGGCGCUCCCGCUCGGCGCUGGUGGCGGCGCUCACCGUGCUGCUCCUGCAGACCCUCCUCGUCUGGAAUUUCACCUCCCUCGAUGCCGGCGAGGAGCAGCGCGGCGGCGCCGCCGGCCGCGAGAAGCGAGACCGCGGCGGAGACCAGCGGGCGCACCCGCAGCGCCGCGGACCCGCCGCCCCGCACGGGAAGGCGAUGGAUGGCUAUUUUUCCCACCGACCGAAAGAGAAAAUGCGAACAGACAGCAAUAAUGAAAAUUCAGUCCCCAAGGACUUUGAAAAUAUUGAUAACAGUAACUUUGCUCCCAGGACUCAGAGGCAAAAACACCAGUCUGAGCUGGUGAAAAAACCCCUUAGCAAGCAAAAGGAGCACUUGAGAAAGAAACUGGAAGAGGAGAAGAUGAAGGAGAACUUGCUGCUGGGGAAGAACUCCAAUGAGGUGGUGCAAUUCAGUGAUCACCCCAGAAAAAACAGCAGCAGCAGCAACAACAACAACAAUUUGAAGGAGAUUCACAAAUCUCCCAGACAGCAUCAUGUAAAAAAAAGUGGAAACAGCUCUCCGGAACUGAGAUAUGACCAACCACCAAAGUGUGAGGUAACGGGCAAAGAGGCAAUCUCAGCCAUGUCCCGGUCUAAAUCUAAGCAGUGUCGGCAGGAGAUCGCAGAGGUGUAUUGUCAGCACAAGCAUGGAAAGCUGAUGCCGGAGAAGGUGACGCGUUUCUGUACACUGGAGGGAAAAGCCAACAACAAUGUACAGUGGGAUGAGGACUCCGUAGAAUACAUGCCAGCCAACCCAGUCAGGAUCGCAUUUGUCUUGGUUGUUCAUGGCAGAGCUUCUCGGCAGCUCCAGCGCAUGUUUAAGGCUAUUUACCAUAAAGACCAUUUUUAUUACAUUCAUGUUGACAAGCGAUCCAAUUACUUGCACCGGCAAGUGCUCCAGUUUGCCAACCAGUACCCAAAUGUGAGAGUCACUUCUUGGAGAAUGGCAACUAUCUGGGGAGGAGCAAGUCUUCUGUCCACCUACCUGCAGACCAUGAGAGACUUAAUGGAGAUGAAUGACUGGCCGUGGGAUUUCUUCAUUAACCUCAGUGCUGCUGACUAUCCAAUCAGGACAAAUGACCAGCUAGUAGCAUUCCUGUCCAGAUACCGUGAUAUGAACUUCUUGAAAUCACACGGGAGGGACAACGCAAGAUUUAUCAGAAAACAAGGACUGGAUCGGCUUUUCCUGGAAUGCGAUACCCACAUGUGGCGCCUGGGGGACCGGAGGAUCCCAGAAGGAAUCGCAGUCGAUGGAGGGUCAGACUGGUUUCUCCUCAAUAGGAAGUUUGUGGAGUAUGUCACUUUUUCUAAUGAUGAUCUGGUAACAAAGAUGAAGAGGUUUUACUCUUACACGUUGCUUCCUGCUGAGUCCUUCUUUCACACUGUUCUGGAAAAUAGCCCGUACUGUGACUCCAUGGUGGACAACAACUUGCGCAUCACAAACUGGAACCGUAAACUCGGUUGCAAGUGUCAGUACAAGCACAUUGUUGACUGGUGUGGCUGUUCACCUAAUGACUUCAAACCAGCAGACUUCCACCGAUUCCAGCAGACUGCCAGGCCAACUUUCUUUGCCCGCAAAUUUGAAGCUGUAGUGAAUCAAGAGAUAAUUGGCCAGUUGGACUACUACUUGUACGGCAACUACCCGUCUGGCACACCCGGCCUCCGGUCGUACUGGGAGAAUGUGUACGAUGAGCCUGACAGCAUUCACACCCUCAGCGACGUCGCCCUCACCAUGUACCAUGCGUUCUCCCGCUUGGGCCUGCGGAGAGCCGAGACUUCGUUCCAUGCUGCUGGAGACAACAGCUGCCGAUACUACCCCAUGGGCCAUCCGGUUUCUGUCCACCUUUACUUCCUUGCCGACCGUUUCCAAGGCUUCCUAAUCAGACACCACGCAACCAAUCUGGCUGUCAGUAAGCUAGAAACUUUGGAAACAUGGGUGAUGCCCAAGAAAGUCUUCAAGAUCGCAAGUCCACCAAGCGAUUUUGGAAGGUUGCAGUUCUCAGAGAUUGGCACAGAAUGGGAUGCCAAGGAAAGGCUUUUCCGGAAUUUUGGAGGACUCCUCGGGCCAACAGAUGAGCCAGUUGGCAUGCAGAAAUGGGGAAAAGGCCCCAAUGUCACCGUUACUGUCAUUUGGGUGGAUCCUGUUAAUGUAAUUGCAGCAACGUAUGAUAUUCUUAUUGAAUCCAGUGCCGAAUUUACUCACUACAAACCACCUUUGAAUUUGCCCCUGCGACCUGGUGUCUGGACGAUAAAAAUUCUGCACCACUGGGUACAGGUAGCUGAAACCAAAUUCCUUGUUACUCCUCUCACCUUCUCUAAUCGGCAGCCUAUCAAACAAGAGGAAGCCAUGAAGUAUCACAGCGGGCCUCCAAAGAAUGCGUACAUGGAGCAGAGCUUCCAGGGCUUGAACCCCGUCCUGAAUAUCCCCAUCAGUGCUGCCCGUGUGGACCAGGCCAAGAGGAAUGCGGGGCUCGUGGGUGCCCGGCUGGAAGCCUGGGUGGACUCUCUGGUCAGCAGUGUCUGGUCAGCUGUGGACAUCUGCAGUGCCGGCCCCACUGCCUGCCCAGUCAUGCAGAGCUGUGCUCAGACAGCCUGGAGCUCCCUGAGCCCGGACCCCAAAUCUGAGCUGGGCCCCGUCAAACCUGACGGUCGCUUGAGGUAGCAUCCGGUACGCUAUCCUCCGGCAUAGGUUUUUAAAAGGGAAUUUAACCUUGAUCGUAUGUGAAUC